CAUAUACAUAUAUUCGAGCCUUACCCCUCUCUCUAUAUAAUAGAAUAUAUACAUACAAGAAAAAGAAACAUUUUCUUGUGCUCCUUCAACUCCACAAGUUUUGUUCUAAUCAUUACAAUAUAGUUGAUUGGGUAUGGCUAGCUUAAGCUUCAUUAUUGGGAUCAUUGGAAAUGUGAUUUCUAUACUUAUGUUUACCUCUCCGAUAAAAACAUUCAAGCAGGUAGUGAAAAAGAAAUCAACAGAGGAUUACAAGGGACUUCCUUACAUAACCACCUUGCUGAGUACAAGUUUGUGGACAUUUUACGGACUCCUUAAGCCCGGAGGUUUGCUCGUUAUGACGGUGAACGGAGCAGGAGCUGCUUUGCACGUCGUCUACGUCAUCAUCUUCCUCAUAUACGCCCCCCACAACAUCAAGAUAAAAUCGGUGAAGUUGGUAGCAGCAGUGAAUGUUGCAUUUCUUGGAAUUGUGAUAAUUAUAACCCUAUUAGCUUUGAAAGGAGAAACUCGGAUCACAUUGGUUGGACUAUUAUGUGCUGGACUCACUAUUGGGAUGUAUGUUGCACCUCUCUCCGCCAUGAGGACAGUGAUUAAGACGAAGAGUGUGAAGUAUAUGCCUUUCUUCCUUUCGUUCUUCCAAUUUCUCAACGGAGGCGUGUGGUCCACAUACGCCCUACUCGUUAAAGAUUACUACAUUGGAGUGCCAAACGGAAUUGGAUUCGUAUUGGGCUCGCUCCAAUUAAUUCUAUACGUGAUGUACAAGAAUAAAUCGAGACCCGUAGAAUCGGAAGAUGAGAGGAAAGAAAAGGAAGGAUCGGCCCAUCUCGUAAAAGAUGGGCUUCAAUUGCAAGAUUUGGACGAGAAGACGAAAAAUCCCAUCACCCAAAAUGUUAUGAAAACACCUUCUUUGGGCCCAUUGGAAUUGGAGAAAUUCACUCAGAGGGAUAUUGAAACAGCUACACGAUCAAAUAUUGGGCUUUAAAUCCACUCAUAUUCAAAGCCCAACUCUUUUGUAUAGAUAAGCAUAUUACUAUAAUAAUGGUAUGGUUUUUAGUAAUAAUGCUUGCUUUAUUUAUUUGGGAUGCAGGCAUCUUUUGUUAUGGAAAAUCCUUACAUACAUGACGAUGAUGCACAAUGUAUUAUUUAUCCAUCUCAAUUAGAAUUCAUCAAUUCCCAAUUAUUAAUUAUUUAUUCUCUAA
Messenger RNA from Salvia splendens (bonfire salvia), 1196 nucleotides. RefSeq names its product bidirectional sugar transporter SWEET16. The record is from RefSeq and is a predicted model, not a curated record. The coding region runs from base 134 to 979 and encodes 281 amino acids. Gene Ontology annotation, cellular component: membrane. Gene Ontology annotation, molecular function: sugar transmembrane transporter activity. The transcript is spliced from 6 exons. Gene Ontology annotation, biological process: carbohydrate transport. Lineage: Eukaryota; Viridiplantae; Streptophyta; Magnoliopsida; Lamiales; Lamiaceae.